AUGGCGGAGGUUGCCGACGAGGACCUACCCACCAGAUGGGAGAUCGAGCUGGAGGUAAGUACCAAUUGUUGGCUGCUAACGUAUCAGUUUGUGCAGUCGCUCGCUAAUAUGCAGUAUCUCACGUACUUAGCCCAGACGGGGUUCCUGGAGGACGAGAAGUUCCUUAACUAUCUUGAAUAUCUGGAAUACUGGCGACGUCCCGAAUAUGCAAAACAGCUAGUCUACCCAAAUUGUCUGCAUGUGCUCACCAUGCUGAAAAGCCCGCAGUUCCGCAAGGACAUCGCCAAGGCAGAGCUGAGCUCUGUGCUGUACAACGACAUGGUCGAGCGGUGGAAGGAGCCCUUGCGAGAACCUGUCAAGGGCGCCAAGGAGGAUCCUGGUACUAGCGGUCAGGAGCAGCCGCAGUCCUCGCCACAGAUCAAGAUCGAAGACACCCCCGACGUAGCCCAGGUCUCACCCGUACACGGGCUAAAAUAA
Ogataea parapolymorpha DL-1 is the source of this 477-nucleotide messenger RNA. RefSeq lists its product as uncharacterized. Bases 1 to 477 code for a protein of 158 amino acids. Lineage: Eukaryota; Fungi; Ascomycota; Pichiomycetes; Pichiales; Pichiaceae. Gene Ontology annotation, biological process: regulation of transcription by RNA polymerase II. Gene Ontology annotation, cellular component: core mediator complex; mediator complex. The transcript has a single exon. Gene Ontology annotation, molecular function: transcription coregulator activity. The record is from RefSeq and is a predicted model, not a curated record.